Molecule: messenger RNA, 802 nt
Organism: Anoplopoma fimbria (sablefish)
Lineage: Eukaryota; Metazoa; Chordata; Actinopteri; Perciformes; Anoplopomatidae
Gene: fam131c
Product: family with sequence similarity 131 member C
Exons: 6
Coding region: 14-802 (262 amino acids)
Source: RefSeq, a predicted model, not a curated record
CUGUCCUGACACCAUGGGCGCCUGCUUCUGCAAAGGUCACAAAGAGCUCCACCAUCCCAUGACAGCACGGCAGGACCAGACUGAGGAGGUGCAGCCGUCCUCUGUCAAGGAUGGCCAGAAUCCGUCAAACGGCAGUGUGUCGGAUAAAAGCAACGCCUAUGAUAUCGGCGAGCUGGCCACCUCCUCUUUGAUAGGUUUGGUGGCCACGAUAAAGGAGCAUAUCACCAAGCCGACUGCAAUGGCCCAGGGGCGAGUCGCUCACCUGAUUGAGUGGAAGGGUUGGGGUGGAGGUGGCGAGGCCAGAGGAAGCAGGGUUGGUUGGAGCGGGGCCAGGGGUAAAGGCGGAGGAGGAUGGGGGGGGAUGGGGACCGAGCUGCAUGAGGAUGAACAAUUCUACUCCCAAAUGACGGAUGAGAUCAAGGAAGCUCGUUUCGCCGCGGGAGUAGCAGAGCAGUUUGCCCUGGCCGAGGCCUCCAUGAAUGUGUGGUCCCUGAAUGACAGCUUAGAGCAGCCCUCCACCAGUUUACAAGCUGCACAAAGCCACUUCUUGUCCCAGUUCCUGCUGGAUGGUGGAAGCCUCAGCGUUCCUCAGCACCUGUACAGCAUCCACGCCCAGACCUAUGGUGACAACAGAGCGGCCAACCUGGUCUGUCCGCCAGUGGUCCAAACCAUUUCCCCGACGUCCAACACCCAGCAGGACAGAGAUCGUCCCCUUGGGGACAGAAGCACUGCGACUGCAGAGGCUGCUGUCCGGCACGUAGACAGCAGCUCGCUAUCCGAGGAUGACGUUUUUUAUAACUAG